AUGGUUCCUUUAGCGGUCCCGUUUAAUAGCUUUGGAAACGCGUUGUUGCUUUUGUUUAAUUGUGCCUUAGCCACUGUGAUAGUGAUUAUUAAUGUGUCGGUUUUCACUUCCAUCAUAACAACCAAAUCCCUGAGAACCGAGAACAGGUUCAUUUACAUGAUGAGCACAUGCAUUAGUGACUUUGGUACGGGGGUUUCGUGGUACUAUCUUGGUAUUUUUGAUGUUGAUGAUACCGCAACUGGAAAAAACACGACGUAUUUCAUUUCUUCAAACUUCUUAGGGCUGUCUUACCUGGUCAUCCUAGCGGCUCAGGCAGACCGGUACCACGCUGUAGUGUCCCCUCUUCAAUACAGCAGGAGAAUGACGGCAAUGAAAACCGUGCUGGUUGUAUGUUGUCUGUGGGUUUAUGCCUACGCCAUCGUGGCUGCUGUAAACCUGGUUACUUCAGCAACCGCCGCAAAGAUCAGCUCUAUCGGCACGUUCGUGUGCAAUGUGAGCACCUUGGUGAUCAUGCUAGGGCUCAACAUUAAACUGUAUCUGAUUGCAAAGUACCAGCUCAACCGGGAGCCCCCUUCAGCAGAGCGGGAGCAGAGGAGGGCAUCUCUCCACCUCAUAAUAAUCGUGGCUGGGUGCUUUCUCUUGGUUUGGACGCCGGUUUUUAUGUACAUUAUAAUUUGCAAUUUCACGACAACACAUUGUUACGCAUUUGAAAACCGUGCCACAGACCCGCUGAGAAUUCUACCCCGAGUGAACUCUGCGCUCACCCCCUUUCUGUACGUGAGAGGCUGCACUCCUUUAAAGCGAGCGCUGCUUGGCAAGGUCUGGAAAUGUUGCGCCACCUCUUUUGUAAGGUGA
Molecule: messenger RNA, 855 nt
Organism: Polyodon spathula (Mississippi paddlefish)
Lineage: Eukaryota; Metazoa; Chordata; Actinopteri; Acipenseriformes; Polyodontidae
Product: adenosine receptor A2b-like
Exons: 1
Coding region: 1-855 (284 amino acids)
Biological process (GO): G protein-coupled receptor signaling pathway
Cellular component (GO): membrane
Molecular function (GO): G protein-coupled receptor activity
Source: RefSeq, a predicted model, not a curated record